UGAAGGGAUCUUCUUUUUUUUUUUCUUCUUCUUCUUUUUCAAAUAUCUUUCUAAUAUCAUGGUAAACCGUGAUUCCGAUAGUUGACUUGUUAUUAUCUAUUACUAACUUAUGGAAAAUACAAACUAGGGCACGGGUAUAGAUAAACUAUCAGGCACAAUUGGCUUCUUUUUGGCAUCUGCUUUAUUUAUCUAUUAUACUGUUUGGGUUUUACUAAUGCCAUUUGUGGAUGAAGGACAUUUUUUACAUAGCUACUUUCCGGAAUGGCACCACGCGAUACGAAUACCAUUAUUGAUCAUGAUCACUGGAUUGACAGCUAUCUUUACUUUCCUUGGAACAGUCAUGGUAAAAAGCAAACAGUCUAGGAAAUGGGAUUAAAUGAUAUCAUAUAUACCUUUUUUUUUUAUUAUUUUAUUAAUAUUUAUUAUUAUCAAUAAAGCUUUUGUAUUAUAUCACACUA
Halteromyces radiatus is the source of this 458-nucleotide messenger RNA. RefSeq lists its product as uncharacterized. Gene Ontology annotation, biological process: GPI anchor biosynthetic process. The coding region runs from base 215 to 376 and encodes 53 amino acids. Gene Ontology annotation, cellular component: endoplasmic reticulum membrane; dolichol-phosphate-mannose synthase complex. Gene Ontology annotation, molecular function: enzyme regulator activity. The transcript is spliced from 2 exons. Lineage: Eukaryota; Fungi; Mucoromycota; Mucoromycetes; Mucorales; Cunninghamellaceae. The record is from RefSeq and is a predicted model, not a curated record.